UAUAUCUUACGGACAUAGAAUGCAAUUCUUAUUCUAAUUUCUAAAUAACAAUAUGGGAAACAUAGAUGAUGAGGUUGCGAAACUCUGUCUAGACAAAUAUGCCUCAUUGAAGAAAACUGGCAAACCGUCUGAAAAUGAAUGGACCGUUCUAUCUGGUGUAGUGUUACAAAAGGUGUCUAAAAAACUGUGCGUUGUAAGUUUAUGUACGGGAACGAAAUGUCUCAGUGGAAUGGAAUUGAGGAAUACGCGAUACGAGGAACGCGGUGAUAGACUGAGUGAUUCUCACGCUGAAAUAUUAGCUCGUCGUGCAUUUCUCCGCUAUUUGUAUAAUCAAAUUGAAUUGCUAAUUCGAAAUCAGAAAUGUGAUAUUUUUUACUUGGAAGACAAUAAAGUCAAGUUGAAUGAUGUGUCUUUUUAUUUUUACUCCAGUCAGACGCCAUGCGGUGAUUGCUCCAUAAUUCCAAAACUAAGCAAUGAAUUUGAUGACUCUGCGAGCUCUUGUAAGAGAAUAAAAAGAGAAAGUAUUGACAUCGAAGUAGAAUAUGGUUUAAAAGUAACAGAUAUAUAUAGAACGGGAGCUAAAUGUGUAGAGAGUGAAAAUAGGCAGGAUCCUAGGAAGGAUGGAGUGAAUUAUCAUCUCGUCGGCCCUUUAAGGACUAAACCUGGCAGAGGAGAUAGAACUCUUAGCUUAUCGUGCUCCGAUAAAAUAGCAAAGUGGAAUGUCAUGGGAGUACAAGGUGCACUGUUAUCAUUAAUGAUCCCUUCCAUAAGAUUUGAAAGGAUAAUUAUUGGCGGAGGCUGUCCUUAUUCUUUUGAAUCGAUGCAACGCGGAAUUUCUAGAAGAUUUGAUACAAAGAUCAAACAUCCGAUCAUUACGCAGUCAAAAUUGUCGUUUGAAUCGAGAAAGCAUGGCUGUUUAAGAUGCAAACCUUGUCCAUCGAGUAUUGUUUGGUGCGAAGUACCAGAAAGACAAAUUGAAAUUGCAGUAAACGGCAUUAAACAAGGAGCAACAAAAAAGAAAAAAAAUUCUUCUAGUCUUUUGAUUAGCAGAAAAGAAUUGUUCAAAACAUUUUUAAGAGUUUACGAUAUGUUGUUUGAUGCUAAACAAUUACAGCAUCCAAAAAAAAUAAUGUAUUUUCAUUAUAAACAGUAUUCGUUGUGUUAUCAAAAUUUAUGGAAAGAUACGUUAAAAGUAUUUCAUGCGUGGCCUGUGAAACCUUUGUAUCUACAAGAAUGCUUAUCUUUUUGAUUCUGUUUUAAUGUUAUUGUGUGCUAGCUAUUAAAUAAUUUAUUUAUAAAUAUAAACACAUUAUUUUUUACCAUAACAGUAAUGGAAUAGAUUGUUGUUGAUCUUAGCGUGUAGUCGAUUUCUAUAUAAUUUAAUCUGUCGGCCAUAUUA
Molecule: messenger RNA, 1399 nt
Organism: Ceratosolen solmsi marchali
Lineage: Eukaryota; Metazoa; Arthropoda; Insecta; Hymenoptera; Agaonidae
Product: Adenosine deaminase, tRNA-specific 1
Exons: 3
Coding region: 53-1249 (398 amino acids)
Biological process (GO): tRNA processing
Molecular function (GO): adenosine deaminase activity; tRNA-specific adenosine deaminase activity; RNA binding
Source: RefSeq, a predicted model, not a curated record